AUGGAGAAGGCAUACGCAGAGCUGUACAGGGAGUUCCUCCAACUGCGCUCGCUAUGUCUGAAGCAGGCUGCUCUACUCCAGCAACUCACACAGACACUGAGGAGACAGCAAGGUCACUCCCAUCUCCUUAUUAUAUAAUAAAAAAUUAUAUACUUCUCAUACCAUGCCUGUUCUGCAGGUUCUUUAUGUUACAAUGAAUGCCAAAAUCAGUGAAUUCAGUGCAUACAAUAUCAAUUAAUCUAGUAGGCUACAAGACAGUCAAGAUGUUUGACAGACUUAUACAGUGGGGGGAAAAAGUACACUGCUCAAAAAAAUAAAGGGAACACUUAAACAACACAAUGUAACUCCAACUCAAUCACACUUCUGUGAAAUCAAACUGUCCACUUAGGAAGCAACACUGAUUGACAAUACAUUUCACAUGCUGUUGUGCAAAUGGAAUAGACAACAGGUGGAAAUUAUAGGCAAUUAGCAAGACACCCCCAAUAAAGGACUGGUUUUGCAGUUGGUGACCACAGACCACUUCUCAGUUCCUAUGCUUCCUGGCUGAUGUUUUGGUCACUUUUGAAUGCUGGUGGUGCUUUCACUCUAGUGGUAGCAUGAGACGGAGUCUACAACCCACACAAGUGGCUCAGAUAGUGCAGCUCAUCCAGGAUGGCACAUCAAUGCGAGCUGUGGCAAGAAGGUUUGCUGUGUCUGUCAGCGUAGUGUCCAGAGCAUGGAGGCGCUACCAGGAGACAGGCCAGUACAUCAGGAGACGUGGAGGAGGCCGUAGGAGGAGUGUAUUUAGUCAGCCACCAAUUGUGCAAGUUCUCCCACUUAAAAAGAUGAGAGGCCUGUAAUUUUCAUCAUAGGUACACGUCAACUAUGACAGACAAAAUGAGAAAAAAAAAUCCAGAAAAUCACAUUGUAGGAUUUUUUAUGAAUUUCUUUGCAAAUUAUGGUGGAAAAUAAGUAUUUGAUCAAUAACAAAAGUUUCUCAAUACUUUGUUAUAUACCCUUUGUUGGCAAUGAGACAGGUCAAACGUUUUCUGUAAGUCUUCACAAGGUUUUCACACACUGUUGCUGGUAUUUUGGCCCAUUCCUCCAUGCAGAUCUCCUCUAGAGCAGUGAUGUUUUGGGGCUGUCGCUGGGCAACACAGACUUUCAACUCCCUCCAAAGAUUUUCUAUGGGGUUGAGAUCUGGAGACUGGCUAGGCCACUCCAGGACCUUGAAAUGCUUCUUACGAAGCCACUCCUUCAUUGCCCGGGCGGUGUGUUUGGGAUCAUUGUCAUGCUGAAAGACCCAGCCACGUUUCAUCUUCAAUGCCCUUGCUGAUGGAAGGAGGUUUUCACUCAAAAUCUCACGAUACAUGGCCCCAUUCAUUCUUUCCUUUACACGGAUCAGUCGUCCUGGUCCCUUUGCAGAAAAACAGCCCCAAAGCAUGAUGUUUCCAGCCCCAUGCUUCACAGUAGGUAUGGUGUUCUUUGGAUGCAACUCAGCAUUCUUUGUCCUCCAAACACGACGAGUUGAGUUUUUACCAAAAAGUUCUAUUUUGGUUUCAUCUGACCAUAUGACAUUCUCCCAAUCCUCUUCUGGAUCAUCCAAAUGCACUCUAGCAAACUUCAGAUGGGCCUGGACAUGUACUGGCUUAAGCAGGGGGACACGUCUGGCACUGCAGGAUUUGAGUCCCUGGCGGCGUAGUGUGUUACUGAUGGUUGUUAUUUUGGUCCCAGCUCUCUGCAGGCCAUUCACUAGGUCCCCCCGUGUGGUUCUGGGAUUUUUGCUCACCGUUCUUGUGAUCAUUUUGACCCCACAGGGUGAGAUCUUGCGUGGAGCCCCAGAUCGAGGGAGAUUAUCAGUUGUCUUGUAUGUCUUCCAUUUCCUAAUAAUUGCUCCCACAGUUGAUUUCUUCAAACCAAGCUGCUUACCUAUUGCAGAUUCAGUCUUCCCAGCCUGGUGCAGGUCUACAAUUUUGUUUCUGGUGUCCUUUGACAGCUCUUUGGUCUUGGCCAUAGUGGAGUUUGGAGUGUGACUGUUUGAGGUUGUGGACAGGUGUCUUUUAUUUACAUUUACAUUACAUUUACGUCAUUUAGCAGACGCUCUUAUCCAGAGCGACUUACAAAUUGGUGCAUUCACCCUAUAGCCAGUGGGAUAACCACUUUACAAUAUAUAUAUAUACAUAUAUAUAUAUAUUAUUUUUUUUAGGGGCGGGGGGGUAGAAGGAUUACUUUAUCCUAUCCCAGGUAUUCCUUAAAGAGGUGGGGUUUCAAAUGUCUCCGGAAGGUGGUGAGUGACUCCGCUGUCCUGGCAUCGUGAGGGGGCUUGUUCCACCAUUGGGGUGCCAGAGCAGCACUUUUAUACUGAUAACAAGUUCAAACAGGUGCCAUUAAUACAGGUAACGAGUGGAGGACAGAGGAGCCUCUUAAAGAAGAAGUUACAGUCUGUGAGAGCCAGAAAUCUUGCUUGUUUGUAGGUGACCAAAUACUUAUUUUCCACCAUAAUUUGCAAAUAAAUUCAUAAAAAAUCCUACAAUGUGAUUUUCUGGAUUUUUUUUUCUUAUUUUGUCUGUCAUAUUUGACGUGUACCUAUGAUGAAAAUUACAGGCCUCUCUCAUCUUUUUAAGUGGGAGAACUUGCACAAUUGAUGGCUGACUAAAUACUUUUUUUCCCCACUGUAAAAGCUGGUUCCUUCCUUAGGAGAAGCCCCUGUUCCUGAUGGAGAACCCAGCGUAAUGGUAUCAAUCCCAGUCCUGUGCACCCAGGAGGGCCUGGGGUCUUUCCCUUUACGGCCAGAACCCCCAAUGGUCCCAACACACAACCCUGUUGCACACCAAGGCGGUAAAGUCCAAUCUGGGGCCUUGGGCUCAUUCUCUGAUCUCCUGGCAGGGGAUCUGGGCAGACUACGGCUGGACUUUGCUCAUCCAGGGACAGAAAGGAAGGAGGUCCUCAAAGCUGCCCCCCUCAGGCCUCUGGACCUACCUGGGGCUAAUGGAGAGGUGGCACCUUCCAGUGUCUCUGGGGACUUGAAGCAAGCAGGUCGAUUUUGGGGCGAUGAUACGACCCGACAAAUGUUCCGGGUAGGUUUCUCCCCUUGAAUUCAUUUAUUUCAAUGUUUUAUUAGACUUUAUUAACAUAACUUAUGUUUGUUCUCUCCCUCCCCCCAUCCCUAUGACUCCCUCCAAACCUCCCCCCCCCCCCCCACCUUAGAUGACCUCGGCGUGUGGCUCCUUCCUGGACAGUGAGUUCCUGAGCCAGACCGGGGGGAUGAUGCUGAUGUCAGAUGUGGCAGUGCAGUCUCAAGUGUGUGACUUCUGCAAUGCUGUGUUCCCUGGCUACACCACCACCAGGGGGGACUUCCUGCGCCACCUCCACACACACAUCACCUAA
Molecule: messenger RNA, 3366 nt
Organism: Coregonus sp. 'balchen'
Lineage: Eukaryota; Metazoa; Chordata; Actinopteri; Salmoniformes; Salmonidae
Source: the annotation of a GenBank genome assembly